Acanthopagrus latus (yellowfin seabream) is the source of this 1670-nucleotide messenger RNA. RefSeq names its product fibroblast growth factor (acidic) intracellular binding protein a (gene fibpa). Gene Ontology annotation, biological process: platelet aggregation. The transcript has 11 exons. Gene Ontology annotation, cellular component: nucleus. Gene Ontology annotation, molecular function: fibroblast growth factor binding. The coding region runs from base 393 to 1466 and encodes 357 amino acids. The record is from RefSeq and is a predicted model, not a curated record. NCBI's taxonomy places the organism in Eukaryota, Metazoa, Chordata, Actinopteri, Spariformes, Sparidae.
UUCCGGUUACGUCACAAACCGGAAGUAGCAUGCCUGCUGUUGUUGACACUUCGCACCCAUAGCAAUACAGAGAGGAGGCUGCCAUUUAAUAUACGUUCGUGCUUUAAAGAAACGUCUGUUAUUUACCGGACUAUGUGCUGGUGUUUAUCUGGUCUUCAUUCGCCGUUUUGUUGACUGGUUGUCAGUUUAGUCUCCGCUGACGCUGCUAACUUUGCGACGUAGCUAGCUAAAGAGGCUAGCCGUUAAUGGGGGAGAGUUAGCUAAGUAGCUAUUAGGAAGCCAUGGGAAUGACUUUUAAGCUAAGCUAAUAUAAGUUAACGGUAUACUUCACACGGCAGCCUUUAUUGAGGCUUCGUACUUGGAUCUCCUUGGGACAACACAGGCAAAACAAGAUGGCUAUGGAGCUGGAUGUGUUCGUGGGCAACACCACCAUCAUGGAUGAAGAGGUUUACCAGCUGUGGUUGGAUGGAUACACAGUGAAUGAUGCAGUGAAGGUACGAAUGGAAGGAGGAGUGAUGGAGGAGUGUGAGGCCAGUGCAGAUGUUCUGCUGAGUGACACCAUGGACCAGUACAGGACUUUCCAGAUGUGUGAGCGUCUGCUGUACAGUCCAGCCAAAUUAGCCAACCAGCUACUGUUCCAGAUCCCUCCUCAUCGACAAGCCAUCCUCAUAGAGAGAUACUAUGCCUUUGAUGAUGCGUUUGUCCGUGAAGUCCUGGGAAAGAAACUAUCCAAAGGAACAAAGAAAGACUUGGACGAUAUCAGUGCCAAGACAAAUGUGACACUGAAGAGCUGCAGACGACAGUUUGACAACUUCAAACGUGUUUUCAAAGUUGUGGAGGAGCUGAAGGGACCCCUGGUGGAGAACAUACGUCAGCAUUUUCUUCUCUCCGACAAGCUUGCAAGAGAUUAUGCUGCCAUUGUUUUCUUUGCCAACAAUCGCUUCGAGACGGGGAAAAGAAAGCUGCAGUAUCUCACUUUCCAGGACUUUGCUUUCUGUGCCGGGCAGCUUAUCAACAACUGGACCGUGGGGGCUGUCGAUAACAUGGUGGAGGACAUGGACGUGGAUCUCGAUAAAGAGUUUUUGCAAGAGCUGAAAGAACUGAAGAUUUUAAUCACUGACAAAGAUCUGCUGGAUCAACACAAAAGUCUGGUCUGCACAGCUCUCAGAGGAAAGACUAAAGCUUUUAAUGAGAUGGAGGCUAAUUUCAAGAAUCUUUCCAGAGGCCUUGUCAACAUCGCUGCCAAGUUAACCAACACGAAAGAUGUCAGAGAUUUCUUCAUUGAUCUUGUGGAGAAGUUUAUUGAGCCGUGUCGCUCGGACCGAUGGACCGCAGCGGACAUGAAACUCUACCUCACUCACUACACCAACUCGGCUCACAUACUCGACACAUUCAAACACCAAGUUGUGUGGGACAGAUACAUGGGCGUCAUCAAAAGCUGUAUCUUCAAAAUGUUUCACGACUGAAGCGUAUUUCUUCCCCUGCUUAUUUUUUUUCCCUGUCCCCCCCCCACCCCACUGAAGCCGUUAUCUCAGCCCCUCCAGUUCGUACUUUCUCUGUUUUCGAUUCGUCAGCGGUGAUAAUUUCUUCGCUUUCAGCCUCCCUGCUUGAAUCGAGUGUCUGUAAAUCUGAUUUGUAAAUAAAAUUAACACAUUUUCAUCAAAAUGUCA